UACUUGUUUUCCAAUUUUUUGUCUGAAAUCAGAGUCUUGUAGCCUGAGCAAAAUACAGGGGAGAUUAAAGCAAAUGGCAAGCUCAUCAGGCUUGGUAUCGGAGCUAAAGAUUGAUGUAUAUAUGUUUCAUCCAAUCUUUUUUUCGCUUUUUCCUUUAAUCUUACUGUGGUUUCUCUUCAAAUUAGUUUCAAAUUCGAGAAAGAAUCAGCCACCAUCGCCACCAGGACUUCCGAUUAUUGGAAAUCUUCAUCAGCUAAGCUCACUGCUUCACUAUCCUCUCCACUCCUUAGCCCAAAAAUAUGGUCCAAUCAUGUUUCUCAAAUUUGGUAGUGUUCCCACGGUUGUCCUUUCAUCAGCUGAUGGAGCUAGCCUAAUCAUGAAAACCCACGAUUUGAUUUUCUCUGAUAGGCCAUUUUCGAGCACAGCUAAUAAACUUCUCUAUAACAUGAAGGAUAUAUCGGUAGCACCCUAUGGCGAGUAUUGGAGACAGUUAAAGAGUAUUUGUGUUCUUCAGCUCCUGAGCAACAAAAAAGUUCAGGCGUUUCGUAAUAUAAGGGAAGAGGAAACGUCGAUUAUGAUGCAGAAGAUUAAAGACGCUUCUUUGGAUUCGACACCUGUGAAUUUGAGCGAAAUGUUUGUUUCGCUGACUAAUGAUAUUGUAUGCAGAUCGGCUUUUGGGAGGAAAUACGGUGCAGGGGAAACUGGAAAGAAAUUCAAGCUGCUGUUGGGCGAAUUCUUGGAGUUACUGAACGGAGGAAUUUUAGUCAAAUCUGUGCCCUGUCUCAGCUGGAUUAAUCAAGUUAAUGGUUACGAUGCCAGAGUGGAUCGCGUUGCUAGAGAAGUAGAUGAGUUCUUGGAGGGCGUGGUCCAAGAAAGGUUGGAUGGUGCAGUGGAAAAAUAUUCCUGCGGGUCAAGUGGUGAGACGAUUGAUGGUGAAAGCAGAGAAGACUUUCUUGAUAUUUUGCUGAAAAUCUAUAAAGAUAACGCAACAGGUGUAACCAUGGACAGGGACAGCGUCAAAGCUAUAAUAUUGGAUGUAUUCUCUGCUGGAACUGAUACCACGGCUACAGUUGCAGAAUGGGCAAUGGCAGAGGUCUUAAGACACCCCAUUAUCCUAAAGAAAUUGCAAACUGAAAUAAGAGGGGUUGUUGGUGGCAAAGAACAGAUAUCCGAGGAUGACUUGGCCGAGAUGCAUUAUUUGAAAGCAGUGAUCAAGGAAACUCUUCGCUUACAUCCUCCAAUUCCGUUGCUGGUUCCUAGAGAAGCAAGAGAAGAUGUCAAAAUAAUGGGAUAUGAUAUUGGAGCUGGUACAAUGGUGAUCAUCAAUGCUUGGGCAAUAGGUAGAGAUCCUGCAUAUUGGGAUGAACCUGUGAACUUUAUGCCAGAGAGAUUUAUGGAUUCGUCUAUAGAUUUCAAAGGGCAUGAUUUCCAGUUAAUCCCAUUUGGUGCUGGUAGGAGGGGUUGUCCUGGAAUCGCUUUUGCUGUUGCCAGCAAUGAACUUGUGUUGGCAAAUUUGGUAAGCAAGUUUGAUUGGCAAUUUCCUGAUGGUGCACAGGGCAAAGAGUUGGAUAUGACAGAAUGCCCUGGCGUUGCAGUUCGUCGCAAAAUUCCUCUUCUUGUUAUUCCAUCUCCACUUUCUUGAAUUCUUCACAUGGCCGAAUGCUGCAGAUUCUGUAUUCUUGUCUUGAUACAAAUGUUGGAUUGAUUCUUGAGAAGGGCUGCAAUUGCACUGUGCAAUAGAAGGUCUAAUCUCUGACCAGAUUUGAGACCGUCCAUUGCACAGCGCGGUUACAGAUGUUCCGAAACCUUGAUUCUUAGUCUUCAUGCACUUUCCCCAGGCCGCUUCUUUCUUGUAAUAAAAACAAGUAACUUCAUGUAUUUAUGGCCUUUGCAAAUUUCCUCGUUACAGCACAGAAAAUAAAGAAAAGCUUUCAUCUUCGCUAUAA
This is a messenger RNA of Coffea eugenioides, 1946 nucleotides long. RefSeq names its product cytochrome P450 71A8-like. The transcript has 2 exons. NCBI's taxonomy places the organism in Eukaryota, Viridiplantae, Streptophyta, Magnoliopsida, Gentianales, Rubiaceae. The record is from RefSeq and is a predicted model, not a curated record. Bases 74 to 1642 code for a protein of 522 amino acids. Gene Ontology annotation, molecular function: oxidoreductase activity, acting on paired donors, with incorporation or reduction of molecular oxygen; heme binding; monooxygenase activity.